GCAGACAUGGCAGCGUCCAUAUCACAGCAGCUCGAGGAUUUGUUAAAUCCUUUACCAAACUUCGUAGAUCCCGAGGACGACCAAGAGGAAGAGACGAAAGCUAAAGUUAUAGAAAAGUUUGACGAAGGUGGUGGUGAUGAUGACGAUGAACUUUUACCUGGCCAUCUGCGGAAGCGCUCUGCUGCAAUUCUUGCUGACGGCGAUCACCGAUAUCGUGGCAAGGCAACAUCCAGAAAAGAUCUACAGAAAGAGUUGGAUGGAUCAGAUGAUGAUGAUGAUGAUGAUGAUGAUGAAAAUGGACUGCUGGACAAGUACAUGGAGUGCAUCAAAGGUGAUGAUGAGGAGGAUGAAGAUGAUGAUGAUGAGGAGGAGGAGGUUGAAAAAGAACAAGAUGUUGAGGAGGAUCUCAGUGGAGAUGAUGACUCACAGAUGUCCAGCUUAGUCUCUAAAAUGAAGUUCACAGACCUUAUGAAACUCACAGAGGGAAUGGAUCAUCUGGGAGAUAGUGAAGAAGAGGAAUCAGCUGCCAAUGAAGGAGAGAGUGAGGAAGGCUCUGAGGAAGAUGAAGAGGAGGAAACAGCCCUAAGGACCUUCUCUAAAGAGAAAGUUGAUGAAGAGGUUGAAAAAGGGAAAGCAGUGAAAAAUCAGCUUGCUCUUUGGGAUCUGAUGCUUGAAAGGCGAAUCAAAAUGCAGAAAGCUCUUGUGAUGGCCAAUCAGCUUCCACCGCCACAGACCUUCCCAGAGUUCAAGAGCAGGGGAGGGGCUGAAUAUGCUGAAGCUUUAAAAACUAGUCAUAAAGCCCUAAAGGCUCUCCAAAGGUCUCUGCUGGACCUCCAAGAUCUGCUGCUCUACCAAAACCCUGAAACCAGAGCCAUCUCUCAGGGAAAGACCUGGGGCACCGGCAGCAGUGCUAAAGAUGAUGAAGAGAUUAACAGUGAGGACGAUAUAGAAAUUGGUGAUGAUGGUCAAGAGGAAGAACAGGAAGCAGUGCGAAGCGGACCCCCCAAAAGAAAACUGGAAAUGGCAGAGUAUCCCAACUUUAUGGCCAAGCGAUUCGCUGCAUUUCUACCUUACCGUGAUGCAACCUUGCAGAAAUGGUACGACAAGACGCGACUCACAACGGGCAAGAGCAAAAAGGGUUUCGGAGCAUUUGAUAGGAAUAUCCUUACACAAGUGGAGCAGGUUUUAAUGGACAAAGAGAGGCUGGUGAGACGUACACAGACACACAGGUCUGAAUACAGAGUUCUGGGGAAGCUGGAGCCCAUCACACCUGAAAUAGACAGCAGCGUCACAGAGGGAGAGGCAGCUGAACUGGCGCUGAAGGCUAAUGUGCACCUUAAAGAUCUGGAUGAGGAGAUUUUCGAUGACGAUGACUUUUACCACCAGCUACUUCGAGAGCUUAUUGAGCGAAAAACAAGUGCGACAGACCCCAAUGAUCAAGUGGCCAUGGGAAAGCAGUGGCUUGCCAUCCAGAAACUACGUAGUAAAAUCAAGAAGAAGGUGGACACCAAAGCUAGCAAAGGCAGGAAGAUCAGGUUUCACAUUCACAGUAAGCUGAUGAAUUUCAUGGCUCCAUUAGACAACAGCAGUAUGAGUGAUGAAGCCCGGUCGGAGCUGUUUCGUUCCCUGUUUGCGAAUGGUCCAGUGAUGGCACACUGA
Messenger RNA from Carassius carassius (crucian carp), 1659 nucleotides. Its product is annotated as protein AATF-like. Lineage: Eukaryota; Metazoa; Chordata; Actinopteri; Cypriniformes; Cyprinidae. The transcript is spliced from 12 exons. The record is from RefSeq and is a predicted model, not a curated record. Bases 7 to 1659 code for a protein of 550 amino acids. Gene Ontology annotation, cellular component: nucleus; nucleolus. Gene Ontology annotation, biological process: regulation of transcription by RNA polymerase II.